Molecule: messenger RNA, 1536 nt
Organism: Talaromyces marneffei
Lineage: Eukaryota; Fungi; Ascomycota; Eurotiomycetes; Eurotiales; Trichocomaceae
Exons: 2
Coding region: 1-1536 (511 amino acids)
Biological process (GO): transmembrane transport
Cellular component (GO): membrane
Molecular function (GO): transmembrane transporter activity
Source: RefSeq, a predicted model, not a curated record
AUGGCAGGCGAAGAAGGGAUCAUCCACGACCAUGAUGCGAUGGGGGAGAAGGGCGAAAUGACGCAUGAGGAAAUCAUCCACCUCACCGAGCUGACUCCUGAAGAAAAAAUCAUAGAGAAAAAGCUGCGACGCCUCAUCGACUCCAUUAUCCUCCCUUUCGUCAUUACUGUAUAUCUCAUGAAUUAUAUCGAUCGAAACAACUAUGCCUCUGCCAAAUUGCAAGGUCUUAUGACCUCGUUGCACAUGGACGCCAACCAAUACCAGACCGGUCUAUCCAUUCUCUUCGUUGGAUACAUCUUGAUGCAAGUCCCUUCCAACUUGGCCCUCAAUUAUGCAGGACGACCAUCUCUAUACAUCGGUUUCUUCGUCAUCGUUUGGGGUUUGGUUUCGGCUUUGACUAGCCAGGUCAAAAGCUACGGCGCGAUUGUCGCGUGUCGGUUUAUCCUCGGUGUAGUCGAGGCUCCUUUCUUUGCCGGUAUUUUGUUCUACCUUUCCAGCUGGUAUACCAAGAAAGAGCUCGCUCUUCGAAUGAGUAUUUUCUACUCUGGUUCUCUCCUCAGUGGUGCCUUUGGAAAUCUCAUCGCCGCUGGCAUCUUGUCCGGUCUCGCAGGCGCCCGUGGAAUGGCCGCCUGGCAAUGGCUGUACAUUAUUGAAGGAUCAGUCACAAUCUUCAUCGGUAUUCUCAUCAUGUUGUUCCUUCCCGACUUCCCCGAAACCUGGAAGCUCCUCAGCCCCGAAAUGAAGGCUGUUGCAAUGCGACGGCUUGCCAUUGAUGCCGCAGAGGCCGACGCCGAUGAAGCCGGUGGCAUGAGCCAAUGGCGCGGUGCAAAGCUCGCAUUCACCGACAAACGUACCUACUUGUUCGCCAUCGCAUACAUGUGCAUCGCCGCUGCCACUGGCUUCCAAUACUUCUUCCCAACCCUCACUAAGACUCUGGGCUACAACAAUAUUAUUUCAUUGCUGCUUGUUGCGCCGCCAUACGUGUUCAUGGUUGGCUAUUCCAUCCUUCACAACCAUCUGUCGGACAAGUACCAGAUGCGAUUCAUCGCGUUUAUAAUUCCCAUUCCAAUCUCCAUCAUUGGGUUCAUCAUCUUCAUGACAACAUCCAGCUUUGGCCCGCGUUACUUGUCGCUUUUCCUGAUGAACUUUGCCUUCUGCAUGAUCGGCACUUUGUUCGGCUGGAUUGGUUCUACUAUCGCUCGUCCUAAGGCAAAGCGUGCUGCCGCAUAUGCCUUUAUCAACUCGAUUGCCAAUUCAGCCAGUAUCUGGACUCCAUAUACCUACCGCGACCAGGAUGCGCCUCAUUAUCGCCCUGCUCUCGGCAUUUGUAUUGCCAUGCUGGGAGUAGCCUUCAUCGUCGGUGUGAUCUUGUAUGUUGAUCUCAGGGCGGAGAACAAGCGACUGGAGCGUAUGGAGAAUGAAGACGGUAUCUUGACCGAACGAGACCUGCGACGCCUGCAAAAGACUGCUGAAGUUGAAGGAAUUGACAUUGCGGCCGCUCGUCGGUUGCAGAAGGGAUUCCGUUAUGUUCUAUAA